Molecule: messenger RNA, 519 nt
Organism: Ceraceosorus bombacis
Lineage: Eukaryota; Fungi; Basidiomycota; Exobasidiomycetes; Ceraceosorales; Ceraceosoraceae
Source: the annotation of a GenBank genome assembly
AUGUUCAACUCACGCACGGCGUCGUCCGCGGCCAUCCGUCGGCUUCAGAUCGAGUACAAGCAGUUGACGUCAGAUCCCAACUCGCUCUUCCCAGCUACCGGACCCAUCUCUGAAGACAAUUACUUGGAAUGGGAAGCUCUUCUACCAGGUCCAGACGACACGCCCUUCGAAGGUGGGGUCUUUCGAGCGACCUUGACCUUCCCAGCUUCCUACCCUCACGAUCCACCAGUCAUGAAGUUCGACCCUCCCAUCUUCCAUCCCAAUGUCUAUCCCGAUGGAACGGUCUGCAUCAGCAUUCUUCACGCUGCAGGUGAAGAUCCCAACAUGUACGAAAGCUCGAGCGAGAGAUGGAGUCCUAUUCAGAGCACAGAAAAGAUCCUCCUGAGCGUGCUCAGCAUGCUCGCCGAACCCAACAUCGAGAGCGGCGCAAACAUCGAUGCCUGCAAGCUGCUUCGAGAGGACCCAAAGGCGUACGACGAGAAGAUUAGGCAGUCUGUGAGGGAACAGCUGGGCUUGUAA